Molecule: messenger RNA, 3106 nt
Organism: Octopus bimaculoides (California two-spot octopus)
Lineage: Eukaryota; Metazoa; Mollusca; Cephalopoda; Octopoda; Octopodidae
Biological process (GO): carbohydrate metabolic process; glycosaminoglycan metabolic process
Cellular component (GO): membrane
Molecular function (GO): beta-N-acetylhexosaminidase activity; polysaccharide binding
Source: RefSeq, a predicted model, not a curated record
CUUUUCUUUCUUUUCACCUAAGGCAGUCUAUUUACUAACACACACACACACACACACACGCACACACACGAGCUCUCUUUUUAUCCACUGAUAGUUACGCUAGGCGGUCUGACUUGAAGAAAUUGUGCGUUCCACUUCUUAAUGUAAGAUAGUGAAUAACCAACACAUCAGACUUUAAACACCAAUUACGGCUAAACAUAUGAUAUGUUGAUAGCGUUACGCCAGAGACAAGCAGACCGACCUCUUCCAUCAAAUUAUUAACAACACCAUGAAUUUCAACGCACAUAUACUCCUGCUAGCAGCGUGUUUCGCCAAUAUUUUACCAACGUUGGUAGCUGGAAUUACACAAGAAGCGAUCGAUCAGAUAGCCACCAAUAUGGAUAUCAAACACGACAUAUUGAGCAACCUUGAUGAUGGCUUACGCACCUUUCGAGUACAGUUAACCAUUACCAACCGUGGCGAAACUCCCAUUCCAAAAGAAGGUUGGGUGAUCUACAUCUGUUACAUACGUAUGAUAGAACCGAACCACUUACCAGCCCCUGAAGGAGUUGUGAGAGAUGAUAUUAAGUUUACUCAUCUUCAGGGCUGCACCUUUGCUCUGGAACCAGCUUCUACUUUUAAAGCGAUUCAGCAAAAUGAAGUAAAGAAGAUCAAUUUUUUAGCAGAAAAUUGGAUUGUAUCUAAAACUGAUAUAAUGCCCAACUGUUCUAAAAGUUUACCGUUGUUUAUUUUAGAAAAAUUGCCUGUGAUGAAAGCCAAAACGAAGCCAAUCAAUCGCUAUAUCGAGUUAGAAAUGAAACCAUUUAAGGUGAAAAUUAAUGGAAAAUUACAAGAUAAACCGGAAGCUUAUAUUUUGGAAGUGAAUUCGGAAAAGGAAUAUAUCAAAAUAACUGGUCAAGAUGCUCCUGGAGUAUUUUAUGGCAUACAGUCACUAAUGAGCUUGACUAGUGACAACUACACCAUACCGAAGUCAAACAUCAAAGAUGCCCCACGAUUUGCUUACCGCGGUAUGGAGUUUGAUGUGGCGCGAAACUUUUUCGGCAAGGAGACUGUGUUGAAAUUAUUUGAUUUGAUGGCAAUUUAUAAGCUGAACCGUUUUCAUUUUCAUUUGACCGAUGAUGAAGGCUGGAGGCUGGAGUUCGAGGGUUUAGAAGAACUAACUAAGGUUGGAGGACAUCGAUGUCACGAUCUUAAUGAAAAGCAUUGCAUCAUGCCACAGCUUGGCUCCGGGCCCACGACGAUAGGAAGUGGAUCUGGUUAUUAUACUAAGAAAGACUAUCAAGAAAUUCUUCAAUAUGCCAAAGAAAGACAUAUUCAAGUGAUUCCUGAGAUCGAUAUGCCAGGGCAUAGCCAUGCUUUGAACAAAGCAAUGCAGUCACGGUACCAGAAAUUAUUGCAGGAUGGUAAAAUGAAUGAGGCGAGACGCUAUGUUUUGGUUGACCCGAACGAUACAAGCCAAUACAAGUCGAUCCAAAUGUAUACAGAUAAUGCCAUUAACCCAUGCUUGGAAAGCACGUACAACUUCAUUGAAAAAAUUGUCAAAACUUUGAUUGACUACCACAAAACGAUAAUGCCUUUGAAAGUAUACCAUUUUGGAGGAGACGAAGUAGCUAAAGGGACUUGGGAAAAUUCCACUGCUUGCAACGAGGUCGUGAACAACAGUUCCAACCUUCCUGGAAAAGAGGUUUUCAAAGAAUACUUCGUUCGAAAACUCUCCAAUAUCACCGCAAAAUAUGAUAUUAAUUUGGCUGCCUGGGAAGACGGUGUGAUGAAAUCAGGAACUGUACCAUACAAUAUAUCAGCAUUGAAAAAUAAGGAAAUCUUUGCAUACGCUUGGGACAAUGUCUGGGAAUGGGGCAACUCAAACCGAGCCUACAAAUUAGCUAAUGAUGGCUUUAAGAUUGUUAUGUCACAAGCUACUCAUCUCUAUUUCGAUCAUCCUUACGAACCAGAUCCAGAAGAACCAGGCUAUUAUUGGGCUACAAGGUUUACAGACACACGCAAAACAUUUGGUUUUAUGCCUGAAAACAUUUAUGGCAACGCCAAAGUAGCAAGAUCUGGAGAGCCAAUAACGAAAGAACAACUUUGUGGAAAAGAAGGCAAAACCUGUGUUCAGCUAAAGAAGUUUGAAAAUUUAGCAGGUAUUCAAGGUCAUUUAUGGAGCGAAACUGUGAGAAACCCUGAGCGGUUCGAGUUUAUGGUUUAUCCCCGUUUACUUGCUUUAUCAGAAAGAGCUUGGCACCGAGCAGCUUGGGAACUGGAAAAAGACAAAAAGAAACGAGAAGAAAACAGAAAGAAAGAUUGGGAACGCUUUGCAAAUACUGUUGGAUACCGAGAAAUGAAACGUCUUGAUCGGUUAGGAAUUAAAUACCGAGUGCCGCCACCUGGUGCCGUAUACAACGAUGACCAACUAAAAGUCAACACAGCUUUCCCUGGUUUAAUUGUACAGUACAGCGUGAACGGUGGCAAAACCUGGUGCGAUGUGGAUGACGCUGCCAAAUCUAUAACAGACGGAUUGGUUCUCCUGCGUACCAGGUCAGCCACUGGAGGAAGAUACAGCAGAGUUGUGAAAUUACCAGUCUCAAGCAAAAGUUUAGGCGUUUCAGCAGUAAUCGUAAAGAACGGAUAUACUCAACUGUUUUCAUUGGUAUCCAGUAUUCUGUCUUUAAUCAUCUGUGCUGUUCUUCUGGAGCGGACAUAGACUUGCAAUCAGUGCAGAAGAAAAUAUUUUUAUGUUUUUGGUUUGUUGUAAAUUUUGCUAUUGAUUGUAUUCUAUUUUAUUUUAUUAUAUCUUUGUUUCAAUCUUCUAACUAUACAUAUUUCCAUUGAGUACUAAUCACGCAUCAAAUAAUACUCCGAAAUUUCAGCCCAUAACAGCUUACGAAAGGAAAGCAAUUCGAAAUUUGUUUCAAUUUCUUUCUGCUUUCUGUUUUUCAAGAUUUCAAUCUAUUUUGCUAGUUUUCUCUCUCAAUAUUGCGGUUUAAAAUUCAAAAUGAUAAAACUGAACUGUUUUUGGAGUUCUGUUGUGUGAUAAAUGACCUGAUAGCUAUAUGUGUGUUUGUGUAUGUGUGUGUGUGUGUGUGUGUGUGUGUGUGUGUGUGUGUGU